UUUAACCUUCUUUAUAUUGAACACAAUAAAAAAAAAGGAUGCUUUCUAAUUUUUGGGGUAGAGAGCACUUUUCUUUGUUUCAUGUCUGUGCACGAUCAGAACCUGAGUCAUGUCUCCAAUUCCGACAUGAUGCUGUUUUAAAAUGCUGCUACUUGGAAAGAAUUCCUACAAAAUUCCUCUUACUGAUACUGAAGAUGAAAAGGAAGAAGAAAGUAGUGAAGAAGAGGAUGAAGAUAAGAGGCGCCUCAACGAUGAAUUGCUUGGCAAGGUUGUGAGUGUGACUUGUAAUGCAGAGAAGGCAGACUGGUACCCAGCUUUGGUUGUGUCGCCAAGCUGCAAUGACGACGUCACUGUGAAAAAGGACCAGUGUUUAGUUCGAUCCUUUGCAGAUUCCAAAUUGUAAGUGAUAGCUCAUUUUGAUUAGA
This is a messenger RNA of Cyanistes caeruleus (blue tit), 425 nucleotides long. NCBI's taxonomy places the organism in Eukaryota, Metazoa, Chordata, Aves, Passeriformes, Paridae. The record is from RefSeq and is a predicted model, not a curated record.